Molecule: messenger RNA, 2180 nt
Organism: Cotesia glomerata
Lineage: Eukaryota; Metazoa; Arthropoda; Insecta; Hymenoptera; Braconidae
Product: fidgetin-like protein 1
Exons: 2
Coding region: 127-1947 (606 amino acids)
Molecular function (GO): ATP hydrolysis activity; microtubule severing ATPase activity; ATP binding
Source: RefSeq, a predicted model, not a curated record
UCCAGAAAUUCAUGCGUGUUUUUUGUUUACAUACUACCGGAAUUGUUUGGGCUUAACACUCGGUCACUUAGUUGAUAUUUUUAUUUAUAUUUCAAAAGUUUUAAUUAAUUAAAGACAAUAUUAAAAAUGAGUAAAUUAAAAUCAAGUAGUUCUUCGGAAGAUUUAUUGGAACACAAUUACUUAGCGGCGUUUCAGGAGCUGAAAUUUUCAAAGUCUGAAAAAAAUAAUUCUGAUAAAGAUCGCAAGUGCAUGGCAUUGAAAUAUCACAUCGCUAAAAAAAGCUCCGACGAAUUGGCGCUACGUCUUUUAUCGCACGAUCUAGACAACUACAUUUCUGAAAUGGAAGUCGACAAAGAUCAUCAAUCCCGAAGUUCUAAACUUACAAAAAAAGCCUUGAUUUCAUCAUCAAUAACUAACUCCGACAUUCUUUCUUUAAUCAAACCACUACCGUGUCAAAAAGACGCUUCUGCGUCCUGCAAAUCAAUUUUGCCAAACGAUUGUGACGUAAAUAACAUAAUCGGCUACUGGAACGGUAAAACAGAGUCUCCACGUCGUCGAAAAAUGCCUCAAUUUUCCGCGAAUCCAGGCAGUAGUAGUCCUUUACACAAACAAACUUCCAACUUAGCAAACUCAGCUUCCGGCUUCUCAAAUUCAGCUAUCGCUCCAUCUAGAUCAACGUCAUUUCCUUCAGAAGCCACUCAAGAAUUCAAUUUACUAAAGCGCCAAGAAAAACGUUCGCAUUUUGAUAAUUUGUACAAAAAAUACAAUCGUAACAACGACGAUGACGAAGAAGAUCUUCCUAAAUCGUUGACCGGCAAUAAAGAUACUCGCAAAAUGGAACCCUUUAGAAACGCGCGUCAGAUUAAAGUUCAAGAGCAGCAAAAAGCGAACAAAUCAAAGUAUCAGGGAAAGACUCUUGGUGGUAAGACUGGUGCCAGCAAAGGAUUUGUCAAUGUGUUUAGCAAACCUGAUACAGAAGAUAAACCUGAACAAUCUGAUCGCCCUGAUAGUCAAGAAGAUAUAGACUGUGAAGAUGAACGUCUGAAGAAUAUUGAUCCCAAGAUGAUUGAAUUGAUACGCAAUGAAAUCAUGGACUCGGGUUCCUUUGUCACGUGGGAUGAUGUUGCAGGUCUGGAGAAGGCCAAAGAUAUCAUUAAGGAAGCUGUGGUUUUACCGAUGCUGCGUCCUGACAUUUUUACUGGGCUCAGACGUCCUCCAAAGGGAAUUCUGCUUUUCGGGCCACCUGGAACUGGGAAGACACUUAUCGGAAAGUGCAUCGCUUCGCAGAGCAAAUCGACAUUCUUUGCAAUUUCUUCUAGCUCGUUGACGUCAAAAUGGGUCGGAGAAAGCGAAAAAAUGGUGCGCGCGCUGUUCGCAGUUGCACGAGUUUAUCAGCCGUCGGUAAUUUUUAUCGACGAAAUUGACUCCUUGCUAAGUCAACGUUCAGAUACAGAGCAUGAAAGUUCCAGAAGGAUCAAGACUGAGUUUCUGAUUCAUCUAGAUGGAGCUACUACGGGUGAUGAUGAUAAGAUUCUGCUGAUCGGAGCUACUAACAGGCCCCAGGAGCUAGAUGAGGCUGCUAGGAGACGAUUCGUUAAGCGAUUGUAUGUUCCACUGCCGGAAUUGGAAGCAAGAAAGCAGAUUGUCAGGAAUUUGUUAGCCAAUGAGAAACACAGUUUGACGGAAGAAGAUGUUAAGACGGUCGCGGAAAAGGCAGAUCAUUUUUCGGGUGCUGAUAUGACGACAUUGUGCAAAGAAGCAAGCAUGGGUCCGAUUAGAAGCAUUCCUUUUGAUAUGAUGGAGAACAUUAGGAUGGAAGACGUCAGAGGCACCACUAUUGAUGAUUUUUUGGAAGCGUUCAAGAGAGUUAGACCUAGCGUCGCGCAAGGAGAUUUGGUCAAUUAUGUCGUCUGGGAUAGAACUUACGGCAGUGGUACUGCUGAAUAGUUUAUUUGUAUUAAAAUUUAUACUUACAUUUUUGUUUUGAUAGUUUAUAGUUUUUAUUUUCUACUUUUAUAUGUAAUAUUUAUUUAAAUUUUCAAUUUUCUGGAUAAUUUAAUCAAAAAUUUUCCUAUCGUAAGAAGUUGUCUCGGAAGUAUUAAUCAGUAAACUUUUGCUUAUAAUGUAUUGUAACUAAAUAGAAUAUAGAUCGUUACAUUUUGAUAGUUAUGUAUGUACAA